This is a messenger RNA of Pneumocystis jirovecii RU7, 949 nucleotides long. RefSeq names its product ubiquinol--cytochrome-c reductase catalytic subunit CYT1. The transcript is spliced from 7 exons. NCBI's taxonomy places the organism in Eukaryota, Fungi, Ascomycota, Pneumocystomycetes, Pneumocystales, Pneumocystaceae. Gene Ontology annotation, molecular function: electron transfer activity; heme binding. The record is from RefSeq and is a predicted model, not a curated record. Bases 1 to 888 code for a protein of 295 amino acids. Gene Ontology annotation, biological process: mitochondrial electron transport, ubiquinol to cytochrome c.
AUGUGGUCUGGUUUUUCACGUCAUUUUCUUUAUGGUUAUAAGGCAAAAUUUAGUUAUACAGGAGUUCAAACAGCAAUGCUUACAAUAUCGACGUUUACUUCUUUUUCAUCGGUUCUUCUUUAUUAUCAUAUCUAUGGUAAUUCUAUUAAGGCAAUGACUCCUGAGGAGCAUGGUUUACAUCCACCGAAAUAUCCUUGGCCACAUAAAGGCUUCCUUUCCUCUUAUGAUCAUAAAAGUCUUCGGAGAGGAUAUCAAGUUUAUAAGGAAGUAUGUUCUGCAUGUCAUUCUUUAAAUCUUGUUGCAUGGAGAAAUCUUGUUGGAGUUACUCAUACUCUUGAUGAAGUAAAAGCUAUGGCUGAAGAAUAUGAAUAUGAAGAUGGUCCAGAUGAAAGUGGUAAUAUGUUUAUGCGUCCAGGAAAGUUAUUUGAUUAUAUGCCAAAACCUUAUCCUAAUGAAGAGGCUGCUCGUGCGGCAAAUGCUGGUGCAUUUCCUCCUGAUCUUUCUCUUAUUAUUAAAGCUCGUCAUGGAGGUUGUGAUUAUGUUUUUUCUCUCCUUACAGGUUAUGUGGAUCCUCCUGCUGGUGUUGUUCUUUCUGAUGGUAUGAAUUAUAAUCCUUAUUUUCCUAACGGUCAAAUUGCUAUGGCAAGAUUACUUUAUGAUGGCUUAAUUGAGUAUGAAGACGGAACUCCUGCAACUACUUCUCAGAUGGCAAAAGAUGUCGUAUCUUUUCUAAAUUGGGCAGCAGAGCCUGAACAUGAUGAUCGUAAGCGUAUGGGUUUUCAAACAUUGAUUAUUUUGAGUACUUUGUUUGCAUUGAAUUUAUGGGUUAAGCGAUUUAAGUGGGCACCUAUUAAAACAAGAAAAAUUGUAUACAAUCGACCACAAUAGAUAAACUGUUCAUUUAAGUUGAUCAUAUGUUUUUUAUUUUUUUAUUUUAAUAAAUUUUAAA